CCGUCCCGCUCAUCCAGCUCGACGAAGCAUUUCUAGCUCUCGGAUGGAAUCGUUGCGCAGGGGUCCUCGCUUUUCGUCUAUUCGACUACAUUGCAGGGCGUUGGCGCAGCCGCGGCGAUGCUUCCUGCCAAAUAAUCUUCGGGUACGAACGCUACAGACGCAUUCACGUUCGAGUACAGCGUCCCGACAGCAACCUCACCCUCCGCUCGUUUUUGCCUUCGAUAUCGAUGGCGUACUACUCCGCGGGGAAACCGUCCUUCCCGCUGCAAAACGCGCGUUAGCAAGACUGGAGGGCGCGAAUCCGACUGGACUCAAGAUUCCCUACAUCCUGAUCACGAAUGGUGGCGGGAUCAGCGAAGAAGACAGGUGCCGGAAACUGUCUAAACAAUUAGGAUUCGACAUCAAGCCGACGCAAUACGUGCAGUCGCAUACCGUGCUGAAGUCUGUCGUGCACAAGUACGCGGAGAAGCCAAUCAUGGUCUUUGGAGGAAAGUUCGACGAGGUUCGCAAGGUUGCUGAAGGGUAUGGGUUUGAGAAAGUAUACACAACGCUCGACGUGAUGGCCUGGAACCCAAACGUGUGGCCAUUCCAUGAGCUCACCGCAGAAGAACGCGCAUCGACUAAGCCCGUCGACUUCUCCCGCACACCCAUCUCCGCCGCCUUCGUCUUCCACGACCCACGCAACUGGGCAUUAGACGUCCAGAUCCUCUGCGACCUCGUCCAGUCCGGCGGAAUCAUCGGCGCGCCUUACCUCCCCGUCUCCGAGCAGAAUAAAGUCGACCUCGUGUUCUGCAACCCCGAUCUACUCUGGCGGGCCGCAUUUGACCGGCCGAGGCUUGGUCAGGGCGCGUUUCGCGAAGCGUUCCAGGCUGUAUAUCACGCGUUGACUGGGAAGCGGUAUCCGUAUGUACAGUAUGGCAAGCCGAGCGAGGUAACGUACAAGUUCGCUGAGAAAGUUCUGGUCGACCGUCUGGAAGAGCUCUCAGGGCGGAGGCCAGCAGUCUCACCUGAGGUGUAUAUGGUCGGGGAUAACCCAGAAUCAGAUAUCGCAGGAGCAAACGCAGCCAAAUGGUCGUCCGUCCUCGUGCGCACGGGCGUCUUCGACCCGGCUCAAGGUCCUCCGGCGCAUACACCCACGCACAUUGCGGAGGACGUGGAAGAGGCGGUCGAGUGGGCCAUCAGGCGGGAGAUGGAGCGGGCGGGAUAGUCUGGGCCCAUACGUAUGGAUGAGGGUGGUGAUAAACAAUGUUCCAUAACCAGAGUUCGAGAGGCUGAGGACUAGGAUCCUAGAAAUGUCAUUAUAAUCACAACAAUAUCCGGAUAUAAAGUGAUGAAGGAAAAGUAGGA
Gloeophyllum trabeum ATCC 11539 is the source of this 1347-nucleotide messenger RNA. RefSeq names its product HAD hydrolase. Gene Ontology annotation, biological process: glycerophospholipid biosynthetic process. NCBI's taxonomy places the organism in Eukaryota, Fungi, Basidiomycota, Agaricomycetes, Gloeophyllales, Gloeophyllaceae. The coding region runs from base 44 to 1207 and encodes 387 amino acids. Gene Ontology annotation, cellular component: mitochondrion. The transcript is spliced from 11 exons. The record is from RefSeq and is a predicted model, not a curated record.